ACCUUUCACUUUCUCACCUGCGCCGUUUUAUUUUGUGCUGACUUUUUUAUUGUCCUUCUCCUCUUCCGCUUCUCUCUGUCUUCUAUUAACAAAACAUUGUUGCAGAUUCAUAGAUCUCUCGAGUUCUAAAAGAUAUAAUCAAGGAAUUUGGAUUUGUUAGUAAGUUGAAAAUAAGAUGAGGAUAGAGAAGUGUUGGUUCUGUUCCUCUGCCGUAUAUCCAGGGCAUGGUAUUCAGUUUGUCCGCAAUGAUGCAAAGAUAUUUCGCUUUUGUAGAUCAAAAUGCCACAAGAACUUCAAGAUGAAGAGGAAUCCUCGCAAGGUGAAAUGGACUAAGGCCUAUAGGAGGUUGCAUGGAAAGGACAUGACGCAGGAUUCUACCUUUGAGUUUGAGAGGAAGCGUAAUAGGCCGGAGCGAUACGACAGGAAUGUCACAGAAAACACGCUGAAGGCCAUUAAGACGAUUGACAAAGUCAGAUCAAGGAGGGAAGCCAAACACAUUGAGAGGAGAAAGAAGGGAAAGAAGGGGCAGCUGAUGAGAGAGGCAGUAAAGGAGCUAGAGCAGAGCAUCAACUUAGUCAAAGCCCCAGCUGUCCUCAGCGAGGAUCCAUCUCUUACUCUUCCAAAGAUCAUGGUCAAGGCAUCCCAACCACAGGAGAGUCAACGCAUGGAAGAAUGAGUCCUCUGUCCAGUGAUGUUUCUGAUCAGUGGAUCUCGUGUUGUUGAAAAAGAAAAAGAAGAAAGAAAAAAAAACAUAUUUUCUCUCUCUCUCUCUCUCUCUCUCUUUUGUUUUUGUUUUUUUUUUUUUUUUUACCUCUUAACAAAUGCUUCAUCUGAGAAUGGAAGACUUAAAUUAGUUUUGAAUGGUUGUAAUUUUUUAGUAGUAUAGCAAGUUCAGCUAUUCUAAUUAGUUUGUUACUCAUAAGAUAAUUAAUCAUAUAAGAUUAUGUUAUUUUAAUGUACAAGUAAAUCUUGAGCACUCAAACAAUAGAUGACUCGGGGAUAUUCCUCCAAUUUAGUUGAGAAAAAACAAA
Molecule: messenger RNA, 1031 nt
Organism: Alnus glutinosa
Lineage: Eukaryota; Viridiplantae; Streptophyta; Magnoliopsida; Fagales; Betulaceae
Product: probable ribosome biogenesis protein RLP24
Exons: 5
Coding region: 176-676 (166 amino acids)
Biological process (GO): ribosomal large subunit biogenesis
Cellular component (GO): nucleolus
Source: RefSeq, a predicted model, not a curated record